Molecule: messenger RNA, 369 nt
Organism: Sporisorium graminicola
Lineage: Eukaryota; Fungi; Basidiomycota; Ustilaginomycetes; Ustilaginales; Ustilaginaceae
Exons: 2
Coding region: 1-369 (122 amino acids)
Biological process (GO): purine nucleobase metabolic process
Molecular function (GO): hydroxyisourate hydrolase activity
Source: RefSeq, a predicted model, not a curated record
AUGUCAAAAUCGCCCAUCACCUGCCACGUGCUCGACUCGACGCUCGGCAAACCCGCCGCCAACGUGCGCGUGCAGCUCGAAGCGCUCUCACCGCUCAACUCGCAGUUCCACAUCCUGGCCACCGGUGCGACCAACAGCGACGGCCGAUGCCCUGACCUCUUGGCAGGUCAAGCAUCAACAGACGUGCUGGUGGCAAAGGGGGUGUUCAAAAUGACAUUCUUCACGGGAGAGUACUUUGCACAAGCGGGUCGCCCGACGUUCUAUCCCCAGGUAGAGAUCUUGUUCCAGCUCACAGAAACGCCGGAUGCACACUACCACAUCCCACUGCUGCUCUCGCCGUUCUCCUACACCACCUACCGCGGCUCCUAG